AUGGAAACGCCGGAGAUCAGCGUCAAGCAGCAGCCGUCCAAAAUCUCCCCCGACAGGACCCCGCCGUACCCGCAGAUUUUCUCGCCGAGACCAGCGCCAGCCUCCGCCACGUCGGCCUACGAGCAGUACCUACGCAUCCCGGAGCUGUCCAGGCUGUGGGCCGCUCGGGACUUCCCCGACUGGAGGGCCGAGCCUGUCCUCAAGCCGGCUCUCCAGGGGCUCGAGAUCACCUUCCGCUUCGUCUCCAUCGCUCUCUCCGAUCCCCGACCCUACGCCGAUCGCCGCGAGUGGACGCGCCGGCUCGAGACCCUCGCCGCGAGACAGCUCGAGAUCAUCGCCGCGCUCUGCGAGGACGAGGAUGCCGCCGCGGGGGCGCCGAUCUGGGGGCUGGCGGAGUCCGAGGGAGUUCUCUCUCGCGACCGGAGCUCCUCCUCCGAGGUCUGGAAGAUCCCCGGGUCGACCCCGAUGGUGAACCGCACGAGCGAGGCGAGCUUGCUGCCGCGGCUGGCGGUGUGGGAACGAUCGGAGGCGGUCGCAUCGAAGAUCCAGUUCCAGAUCGAGUGCCAGAUGCGGAAAGCCCCUUUCACGCUGGGCCUCGGCGAGCCCAACCUCGACGGGAAGCCCAAUCUGGAGUACGACCUCAUCUGCCGUCCGGCGGAGCUUCAUACCCUGAAGAGAACUCCCUUCGACGGCAAGGGCCUGAAGAACCACGAGAAUAAGGCGCUCUUCAACGUCCAUCAGAUCCUGGAAUCAUGGAUUUUCACCGGGAGGCAGCUCCUGCAGAGAAUCGGCGCCCGGGUCAGCGCCCAGGAAUGGAGCGCCGCAAGCGCCGACUGUUGGCUUCUGGAGCGCAUAUGGAAGCUUCUGGCGGAGGCGGAGGACCUCCACAUGCUGAUGGAUCCCGACGACUUCCUUCGCCUCAAGAGCCAGCUGGCGAUCAGCGCUGACUCCGGGUUUUGCUUCCGGUCGGCGUCGCUGAUGGAGUUCAUGAAGGCGUCAAAGGACCUGCGGCGGCUCGUGCCGACGGUGCUCGGCGUGGAGGUUGAUCCCAACGGCGGGCCGAGGGUACAGGAGGCGGCGAUGCGUUUGUUCCGUCGGCGCGGCGCUGGAGAGGAGGCGAAGGUCCACCUGCUGCAGGGUUUCCAGGCGGUGGAGGCGGCCGUGAAGCGGUUCUUCUUCGCUUAUCGGCAGCUGGUGGCUGCAGUGAUGGGAAACCUGGAGGCCAGCGGUAACCGGCUGGUGGGAUUGCCGCCCAGCUGCAGCGCCGACGCGCUGGCUCAGGUGUUCCUGGAGCCACCAUACUUUCCCAGCCUCGACGCCGCUAAGACUUUCGUGGGGGACUUCUGGCAGCACGAACUGGCCGGCGGCGCCGCUGGCUCGCGGACGGGCCGGUGA
Molecule: messenger RNA, 1395 nt
Organism: Spirodela intermedia
Lineage: Eukaryota; Viridiplantae; Streptophyta; Magnoliopsida; Alismatales; Araceae
Source: the annotation of a GenBank genome assembly